CGGGGAGCGGUGAGAAUGUAACGGUACAAGGUACGCUGCACCUUCCCUCUACAGCCGUCGUAGAGACUCAGUAAACACAAAAAAGCUGACCAACUUUCUUCAGUCACAUUGGGACACAGAGGGGUAGUGGGGGAAGGCUGUCCCCCCCACCCUAAUCAAGUCCCCAAACCAUGGACAAACAGGGGCCCAUCACUACACCAGGGAAAGCAAGUGGCCUAAAACCUCCCAGUAAAAUAGCUCGUCCAUCUGGAGUGCCAUCUAAGACAUCGCCAUCGUCUGGGGCUUCAAAGCCAGUUCCUCCUGAGAAGUCCUCCCCUGGUGUCACCUCCCCAACACAAGACGGCAGCAUAGACUUUCAGAUCGGCGACAGGGUCUGGGUGAACGGCAACAAGCCAGGCUAUGUUCAGUUUAUCGGGGGAACGCAGUUUGCUCCGGGCCAGUGGGCAGGCAUCGUCCUGGAUGAGCCCAUCGGCAAGAACGACGGGUCGGUGGCUGGCGUCCGCUACUUCCAGUGUGAGGAUGGGCGGGGCAUUUUCACACGGCCAUCCAAGCUGUCCAAAACUGAGAUACCAGAGAAGGAGGCGAACGGGGGGCAGGCGAGCCCAGCACAGGCAGCUUCAGCGACAAGCGAGGCUGCAACUACCGUCACUGCUGAGGCUACACCUCCUGCCUCUGCCUCAAACGCUCCCGUCACUGGUAUAAAAACCAGCGGCGUAAUUAACCGAAUGGUGACAUCCAGUGAGUCUGUGUCCAACCUGUCAGACCCAGAUUCUAUGAAGAAGAUCAGAAGGGAGCUGAGGCUGGGAGACCGUGUUCUGGUUGGUGGUACGAAGGCAGGAGUGGUGCGUUUUCUCGGACAAACCGACUUCGCUAAGGGAGAGUGGUGCGGCGUGGAGCUGGAUGAACCUCUGGGCAAGAAUGAUGGAGCUGUAGCUGGAGCCAGGUAUUUCCAGUGCUUGCCCAGGUAUGGCCUCUUUGCUCCCGUCCACAAAGUGACACGGAUUGGCUUCCCCUGCACCACGCCGACCAAGGCGAAGAGCUCCCGGAGGAGGUCCACUCUCAAGAGGAGUCCAAGUGCUUCGUCCAUCAGCUCCCUUAGCUCUGCCACCUCCUCCAUCAGCGGCAAACCAAGCAGGGCAGGACUGUUGACCGAAACAUCUGUGCGCUACGCUCGGAAAAUUUCAAGUACCACAGCGCUGCAGGAGGCCCUGAAGGAGAAGCAGCAGCACAUCGAACAGCUGCUGCUAGAGAGGGACCUAGAGAGGUGCGAGGUCGCCAAAGCAACCAGCCGCGCGGGAGAGGUGCAACAGGAGAUGGCCGUGCUGAGGAAAGGGCGGGAUCAGUAUGCAGUGGAGAUGGAGGCCAAGCUGGAUCAGCUUCGCUCUCUGGUGGAGGCAGCUGAUCGGGAUAAAGUGGAGCUGCUCAACCAACUAGAGGAGGAGAAGAGAAAAGUGGAGGACCUGCAGUUCCGUGUAGAGGAGGCUUGUAUCACCAAAGGAGACCUUGAGACGCAGACCAGGCUGGAGCAUGCCCACAUAAAGGAGCUUGAGCAGAGCCUGCUCUUUGAAAAGACCAAAGCUGAAAAACUCCAGAGGGAUUUAGAGGACACUAGGGUGGCCACAGUUUCUGAGCGCUCCAGGAUCAUGGAGCUGGAGAGGGAGGUGGCGGACCUCCAGCUCCGGCUGCGGGCAUCACAGCAGAAGGAGGACGCAGUGUCGCUGUCGCAGCAGCAAAUCAGUGGCCUCAAGGUCCAGGUUCAAGCUCAGGAAAAAAAGAUCAGCGAGCUGAGCGUCGACCUGGAAAGCAAACAGAAAGAGCUUCAGUCUGCUCAUCAAGAUAGAGCUUUUUUGGAGCAGCAGCUUUCCAGUCUGAGACAAAAGCUGGAGGUUGCUGAGGAGGAGAGCAGAACCGUGAUAAAAACCAUGAAAGAGCUGGAGAAUUCUAUGGAGCAGACAAAGAAGGAGAUCCAAAGCGUGAAUCAGGAAAGUCAGAGCAGAGAAACGGAUCUGAAGUCCCAACUGACAAAGACUACUGAGAAAUUGGAGAAAACGACUCUGUCACUGGAACAGCUGACUAAUGAGAAGAAAACACUUGAGUCGCAGCUCGAGCAUUUGAAACAGCAGAACUCCAAAUUCCAGGAGGAGCUCAGCCUGUCGAAGGAGCGGAGCAGCUCAGAAAGCCAGCGGAUCGGCAUCCUCUGCAAGGAAAUAGAGGAGCUGAAGCUGGCCUCCCAGAAGUCUCAGCAUCAUGACGAGAGCCAAGAGGAUCGCAACAGUCAGCACGCAGACAUGAAGAGCAGAGACGCUGUUUUAAAUCAGGACAUGAAGGGGGACGUCGAUUUUCAGAAAUCCAUGGGAGCUUUGAUCUCAGACAAAGACAAAGAAUUGGAAACUCUGAGGAACGAGAUCGCCGUACUGCGUGGAGAGAACGCCAUGGCAAAGACGCUGCAGUCGGCUGUGGAGACGUUGGAGAAGGACAAAGCUCAGCUGCAGAGUCGUGUUCACAGUCUGGAGCAAAGAUUGACGGGAACCCAGGCCUCAGACGGAGGAGACAGAGAGGCUCCCCACUCAGGGGAUGCUGUCCUGCAGCAGCUGAGGGAAGAGAAAGAGUUUGCUGAGGGGCAGAUCAACUUCCUGAACAGCGUCAUAGUGGACCUGCAGAGGAAGAACGAGGAGCUGAAGAUCAAGUUAAAGAAGCUUGCAUUGGCUGAGUUCAAUGGAAACGACGGCACAGACGGGUUUGAUGAUUCAGUACCAAAGCGUGAAAAGAAGGCGACUCCGCGUCUUUUCUGCGACAUCUGCGAUUGCUUUGACCUCCACGACACGGAGGACUGUCCCACACAGGCCCAGAGCCCCGACUCCGUACCUCACAGCAGUUACCACGGCAACCCGACUGACGUGAGGCCCUACUGCGACAUCUGCGAGGCCUUCGGGCACGCCACCGAGUCAUGUAACGAUGACCAGACCUUCUAAAGAGGUCACUCCUCUGUUACUCUCCCUCCUGAUGUAUUUCUUACACUCCAGCUAAACACAAGUUUUUCCCAUAGUGUAUUUUUAUACUGUAAUGAUGCGUCGCUGUGGUAACAACCAUCCUAACUUAACCCUUUUCUGAGAAUAGUGUUCCGAUCGCGAUGCAGGAUGCUUGUCCAAAUAUGCUUCUUUGGUGCAAUAUUGAUAUUUAUAUCAAAUUAAAUUUGCUUUCUGCACUUGUUAUUUUAUACAUAUUUAGAAGUUUAUGUUUUUAUUUUUUAUAAUAAGUAGAAGUAAUUUUUCACGUGUUGUUUUUAGGGUUGUUUUUUGGCAACAAAGUGAUGCAGCUAGAUGAAGCACAGUUAAAACCGAAGGAUCUGUACUCUAUUCUGUUUUCUAAUAAGUUCAUUAAUAAGCCCCACUGCCUUACGGAAGCGUAUUGCAUUCACCAAAGAAAAAAAAAAAAUCUCAAAGCGUAUCUAAUAAUUACAAGAUCAGUAUUUCGUAAUUAUGAGAUAAUAUGUUAUAGUUAGGAAAUAAGGAAGGACAUUCAUUUCUGAGUUAUGCUACAUAAAACGUGAACAAUGAGUGCUUUGUCGGAUUUAAUCUGCUUUUAUUUCUUUUUAGGUAUGCAACACUGGGAAAUAAUGAGUCUCCUCAAUUUGGAUGGAAUUAGUUUUAGUUUGUCAGCAUUGCGCAGUAAGUUUCUUAGAAUUUUUUGGGUGAAAAAGCUCACUCUACUCUGACUCGCUGGAAGUCGCACUGUUCCUGCAGGAGCAAUUAAACCAGCACGGGAUGCUUUAUGGCUAUAAAUGAAAGCAUCUGAAAUACAUUCAAGCUGGCUUGGUGGUGUCCUAAAUAACUAUCCAGUACCUGCUCAAAAUCCUAGAUCCUUAAGGAGUGCAGCUGAAGCUUCAGAAUCGUUCAAAAUGACUUCUCUACAGAAACCUAGGUCCCAGCUUCAUGCAGCAUGUCGAUUCAUAUGAAAACAAAAAAUCAUACAGAAUCUGUAUUAAUGGAGCUCUUAAUGGGUUUUCCCAAAUGGUCAUAUGGCUGCAUGCUUAUUCCACAAGUAGUAAUCACUGGGUUAUAGCUGGGUACUUAUUGAUGAAGUGGAAAACAGGAGAAGAACUCCAAGGCGUAUCAAGUCAGACCUCGAUACAGAGAACUGUUCAGUGAAACGGAUGCAGAUAUUUUUAAGAAAUAAUCAUGAAGACAUUUUCUGAGAGAUGCUACAUUACUGGCUCAAGUAAUCAUAACCAAAUAUAUGGAUAAGAUCUCAUAAUUAUGAGAUAAGUGGUGUGAUUUUUUUUUUUGUCUUUGGUGAAUGCAAUACGCCUCCGUACUGCCUCAUUAAAACUAAGGAUUUAUGCUGUUUUAUUAGCAUAGUCAUUGUUCCAGUUAAAAUAUAUAUGACAGAGUAUUAUGGCCAGACUAGGUGAAAAAAAAGAAUAAGAUUAUGACAUUAUUCUCAAAAUAUUACGCUAAAAAGCUCAGUUUGUAAACAUUAUAGCCUAAUAAUUUGACGAUGGGCGAAAAGGUUUCAUUUCCUUAUUUGUAAAACCAAUGAGAACAUUUAGGACAGGAUUCUCAACAUUCCUCAUUUCAAUGCAGGAGAUGACAGCGCAAGAGCUCUCAUUAAAUAAUAUUGGCUUUAACCACCUAAUAUUAUGACUUUAAACUUGUAAUGUUGCAACUUUAUUAUCAUAAAUUACGACUAUUUUCCAGUAAUAUUAUGACUUAGAAGUUUUAAUGUUACAGCUUCAAUCUUGUGAUUUUAAAAC
Messenger RNA from Cyprinodon variegatus (sheepshead minnow), 4753 nucleotides. It is a transcript of the gene clip1b, whose product is annotated as CAP-Gly domain-containing linker protein 1-like. The record is from RefSeq and is a predicted model, not a curated record. Bases 171 to 2972 code for a protein of 933 amino acids. Gene Ontology annotation, biological process: positive regulation of microtubule polymerization; cytoplasmic microtubule organization. NCBI's taxonomy places the organism in Eukaryota, Metazoa, Chordata, Actinopteri, Cyprinodontiformes, Cyprinodontidae. Gene Ontology annotation, cellular component: nucleus; microtubule plus-end; cytoplasm. The transcript has 23 exons. Gene Ontology annotation, molecular function: microtubule plus-end binding.